AGAACGAGAGGAAGACCGGCAGAGCCCGAAUUCUCCGCUUUUAUCCUCCGUUAUUUGUUCUUCAAGUAAUUCCAUCCAAGAGCAAGAAUAAGAAGCAGAAUUAGAAUAGACUCAGAAUACAUCGGCGUCGAUGGAGGAAGAAGAGAAAGGCUUGGCGGCGGCGGAGGUGCCGGCGGUGGAGAGGCUGUUGGUGAUGGUGGAGGAGAUCGCCGCCAUCUGUGACUUCCGGAACGCCUACAGGAAGCAGCUCGGGAACCUCUCCCGGCGGAUCAAGCUGCUUGCCCCCAUGUUCGACGAGCUUAAGGACAGUAGAGACCCAAUCCCGGAGUCGACGGCUAGAACCCUAGCUCCUCUCGAGGACGCCCUGGCCUCCGCCAAGGAGCUCCUCCGCUUCGGCAGCGAAGGGAGCAAGAUCUUCCUGGUUCUUGAGAGGGAUAAGAUAAUGAAAAGGUUCCAGGAAGUAACUGCUCAAUUGGAGCAAGCUUUGGGUGGAGUUUCCUUUGAUGAACUUGACAUAUCAGAUGAAGUUAGAGAGCAGGUUGAGCUUGUGCAUGCUCAGUUUAAAAGAGCCAAAGAACGGAUUGAUAUGCCAGAUCCUGAGCUAUAUGGUGAUCUUUUAUCCCUACACAAUAAGGGCACUGAUGCAAGUGCAGAUCCAACUAUCCUGGGAAAGUUAGCAGAAAAAUUACAAUUGAUGACUAUCUAUGAUCUCAAACAAGAAUCAUUAGCUUUACAUGAGAUGGUGGUUGCCAGUGGCGGUGGAGAUCCUGGAGCGAACAUCGAAAAGAUGUCGAUGUUGCUAAAGAAGAUUAAGGAUUUUAUGCAGACCCAGAACCCUGAAAUGGGCACUCCAGCAAAUUCUAAAUUUCUUUCCGAUGGCAAGCCUAAAACUCUGGUCAUUCCAGAUGACUUCCGCUGUCCAAUAUCGCUGGAUCUGAUGAGCGAUCCAGUCAUUGUGGCCACCGGACAGACAUAUGAACGUACAUGCAUUGAGAAGUGGUUAGCGUCUGGGCAUGACACUUGCCCAAAGACACAGCAGAGGUUGUCCAACGUGUCAAUAACACCGAAUUUUGUCCUCCGCAGCCUUAUAGCUCAUUGGUGUGAAGCCAAUGGUGUGGAGCUACCAAAGCGACCUACCCGGCCUAGUAAGCCCUCCUCAGCCUGCUCCUCAAGUGAACGUGCUAAUAUAGAUGCACUUCUGUGCAAGUUAUCCUCCCCCGAUCUCGAAGACCAAAGAUCAGCUGCUGGAGAACUUCGUCUUCUAGCCAAGCGCAAUGCUGACAACCGCAUCUGUAUAGCUGAGGCUGGUGCUAUCCCUCGCCUCGUAAAUCUACUUGCCACGGCUGACCCACGCAUUCAGGAGCAUGCAGUUACUGCCCUUCUGAAUCUCUCCAUCUGCGAGGAGAACAAGGCAAACAUUAUUGCUUCAAGGGCUGUGCCUGGAAUUGUGCAUGUGCUGAGGAAUGGUAGCAUGGAAGCAAGGGAGAAUGCUGCAGCCACCCUUUUCAGCCUAUCUAUUGUAGAUGAAAAUAAAGUAAUGAUCGGGGCAUCAGGGGCAAUUCCAGCACUUGUAUCUCUGCUGAGUGAAGGCACCCAGAGAGGCAAGAAGGAUGCGGCAACAGCACUUUUUAACCUGUGCAUAUACCAGGGGAAUAAGGGAAAGGCGGUGAGAGCUGGCGUGGUUCCAUUACUAAUGGGACUUCUAACAGAGCCUGCAGGGGGGAUGGUGGACGAAGCACUGGCUAUACUAGCAAUACUGUCAAGUCACCCUGAGGGGAAGGCUGCACUCGGAGCUGCUGAGGCUGUGCCAGUGCUGGUGGAGGUGAUCAGAAGUGGAACCCCCAGGAAUAGAGAGAAUGCAGCAGCUGUUCUGCUGCAUCUAUGUAGUGGGGAGCAGCAGUACCAUUAUCUAGCCAUGGCGCAGGACUGCGGAGUGUUAGGACCCUUGCACGAGCUUGCAAUGAAUGGCACAGACAGGGGCAAGAGAAAGGCGGUGCAGUUGCUCGAGCGCAUGAGCCGAUUUAUGGAGCAGCAACAGGAGACUCAGGCUCAGGCUGCAUCUUUGGUUCGCACUCAGUUCGAGGUCCUUGCCGAGGCUGAACAGUCAGAAAUUCCAACUUCCACGGCCCUUGUUGAUUUAUAACCUUUUCCUCCUUGUUGGAUUGUUACUUUUGUGCCAAUUUGUUGAGGUGAGGAAGAUUGAUAUGAAGAUUGGCUGGUGGAAGGUCACCUGCCUGCCGAUUUUAAUUUAUGGAUCGUGUUGUUAUGUACUGAGUUUGGAAUAUAGAUUUAGUAGUGAUGGAGGGUUGUUUUUUAAUCAGAAAGCGUGGGAGGUGUAAUAUCACCUGCCUUUCCGAUUAAAUAUGGGUUGUGUUGUUAGAUUUGAGUUUGGGGUUAUGCCUAUGUUGGAGAGCCUAUGACUGAGAAUAUGGAGGGAAUCCUUGUAAUGUAUCAUAUAGCACGAUGUAGUGUGGCCUUAUUCAAUUUUAGUAGAGAGAAAUAUGAUAAAACGUUGCAGUGAUGUGAAGAUUCCUCUGGUCCUCUUUGUUUCAGGACUCAGUUCUAGAAGACCAGCUUCUUCAGGUUUGAAUGUCUACCAUCCUGUGAGGCUUGGCUUUAUAAACUAGGUGGAACUGCAGGUUGGAUAAGAAGAAAGGAUCUUUGAGAAUGCAUCUAUCAGCUGGAACAUUCUACUGUA
Phoenix dactylifera (date palm) is the source of this 2698-nucleotide messenger RNA. Its product is annotated as protein spotted leaf 11-like. Lineage: Eukaryota; Viridiplantae; Streptophyta; Magnoliopsida; Arecales; Arecaceae. Gene Ontology annotation, molecular function: protein binding; ubiquitin-protein transferase activity. The record is from RefSeq and is a predicted model, not a curated record. Gene Ontology annotation, biological process: cell surface receptor signaling pathway; protein ubiquitination.